This is a messenger RNA of Lutra lutra (Eurasian river otter), 5329 nucleotides long. RefSeq names its product stearoyl-CoA desaturase (gene SCD). The record is from RefSeq and is a predicted model, not a curated record. The coding region runs from base 359 to 1438 and encodes 359 amino acids. Lineage: Eukaryota; Metazoa; Chordata; Mammalia; Carnivora; Mustelidae. The transcript is spliced from 6 exons. Gene Ontology annotation, biological process: response to fatty acid; unsaturated fatty acid biosynthetic process. Gene Ontology annotation, cellular component: endoplasmic reticulum membrane. Gene Ontology annotation, molecular function: stearoyl-CoA 9-desaturase activity; palmitoyl-CoA 9-desaturase activity; iron ion binding.
GCGCCUCAGCUCUGUCUCCUCCCCUCUCCCGCCCAGGCGGCUCUCCCACGGCGAGCCAACUCUGCGCACUUUGCCCCUUCUUGGCAGCGAAUAAAAGGGGUCUUGGGAAAUACGGGUGUCGGUCACCCACUGCCAGCUCUAGCCUUUAAAUCCCCAGCCCGGGAAGAUCCACGCACAGCGGCUCGGAGCCCGACACGGAUCCCGCGCCUACAGCGCAGAAGAGGUUCCAAGAGCAGCGCCGCGGGUCACCGCGCACAGGCCGGCUUGGUAACCGAAUUCCGCCCGGUGUGCGGGCUGUCCGGAGCCGCGCUCUGCCGUCUCAGCCGCGGGCAAGUGCUCCCAGCAUCAGAGAGCCCAGAUGCCGGCCCACUUGCUGCAAGAGGAGAUCUCUAGCUCCUACACUACCACCACCACCAUCACCGCACCUUCCUCCAGGAUCCUGCAGAAUGGAGGCGGCAAGUUGGAGAAGCCUUCUCUGUACUUGGAAGGAGACAUCCGCCCUGAAAUGAAAGACGACAUCUAUGACCCAAGCUACAAAGAUCCAGAGGGCCCAAAGCCCAAGGUUGAGUAUGUUUGGAGAAACAUCAUCCUUAUGUUUCUGCUGCACGUGGGAGCCCUGUACGGGAUCACGCUGGUUCCCACCUGCAAGACCUACACCUGGAUCUGGGGAUUCCUCUACUAUUUGCUCAGUGCUCUGGGCAUAACAGCAGGAGCUCAUCGCCUGUGGAGUCACCGGACUUACAAAGCUCGGCUGCCCCUGAGGCUCUUCCUGAUCAUUGCCAACACGAUGGCCUUCCAGAACGACGUGUAUGAAUGGGCCCGAGAUCACCGUGCCCACCACAAGUUUUCAGAAACGCAUGCCGAUCCUCACAAUUCCCGGCGUGGUUUUUUCUUCUCUCACGUGGGUUGGCUGCUUGUGCGCAAACACCCAGCUGUCAAGGAGAAGGGUGGUUUGCUAGACUUGUCUGACCUCAAGGCUGAGAAGCUGGUGAUGUUCCAGAGAAGGUACUACAAAUCCGGCAUUCUGCUGAUGUGCUUUAUCCUGCCCACCUUUGUGCCCUGCUAUUGCUGGGGCGAGACCUUUCAGCACAGCUUAUUCGUCGCCACUCUGUUGCGUUACGCCAUCGUGCUCAACGCCACGUGGCUGGUGAACAGCGCUGCCCACCUGUAUGGAUACCGCCCUUAUGACAAGAACAUUAACCCCCGAGAGAACAUCCUGGUGUCCCUGGGAGCUGUAGGGGAGGGCUUCCACAACUACCACCACUCCUUCCCCUACGACUACUCUGCCAGCGAGUACCGCUGGCACAUCAACUUCACCACCUUCUUUAUUGAUUGCAUGGCUGCCCUCGGUCUCGCUUACGACCGGAAGAGAGUAUCCAAGGCUGCUGUCUUGGCCAGGAUUAAAAGAACUGGAGACGGAAGCUACAAGAGUGGCUGAGUUUGGGGUCCCUCGGGUUCCUUUUCCAAAAGCCAGCCAGGCACAGGUUUAAUGUUCUGUUUAUUAACUACUGAAUAAUGCUACCAGGAUGCUAAAGAUGAUGAUGUUAACCCGUUCCAAUACAGUAUUCCUUUAAAAUUGAAAGCCAACAACUCUGCCUUCAUGAUGCUAAGCCGAGAUUCUUAGUUCUUCUCUUAUCCUCUCUCUCUUCUAGUCCGUUGUCCUUUUCUCUGUUUGGUUCUUAACCACCUUCCUUUUUCUCCUUGCUCAUUGCCUCCCAGGCAAGCAGCUGGUCAUUCGUGGGUGGGUGUCCAGCUUCCACAGCCUAGACAACCUUUCUGUAGUCCAGAAUCAGUGGUCUUUGCCCCACAUAACUCUUUCCUUGAGCUGUCCUGAGCUUUAGGGUGGGUGGCUCAUGCUAGAGGUAUGAGAACAUACCUUCUGGGAAGGCCCAUGUUAAUUAUCUUCAGCUCAGGCUUUUGCAAGUUGGAAUGGAAAAUAACUUUAUUUGGCACAAAGCUUCUAAAGCAGAUAAACCGGCAGGGGAGAGAGUUCGCGUGCAUGGUAUGAUUGAGAGGUAAAGAUGGGGUGAGGUGGGAAGCAAGGCAAGGAGCUCCUGCUGGGAUUGGACACAUAUGGUUGCUUGCCUAGUGAGGACUUGGAGCACCACCAGACGGCAUGCCUCCUUUCUCUCCUGACUCUGACUAGGGAAUGGCCAUAGAGCCCAGCAAUGCUAGAACACAAAAGCAAAUCUCAAUGUCCCAGUGUAGUUUAGGUUGGAGAUAAAGAAGCAGCAUCUAGUUUGUAGUAAAAGUGGUCUCUCCUGGGGAAGGAUUUUUUUUUUUUUUCUUGAAUAACAGGAAGAUUUCUUAUUCCAUAUGACAAGAAAUCUUGAGGUUGGUUGUUUCCAGAAUUAGAGAAUCUAGCAGAUCACGGAAUCAUCAAAAUUCUUUCAUCUUUCUGCUCUGCCAUCUUCAGGCCAUCAGUCAUCUCCCAUCAUGGUAAUAAGGUGGCUGAAGCGUUUCCAGACAUCCAAAAAAGGAAUGUGUUUGUGGCAUAGUGGUGAGCAUAGCUGUCUUCCAAAAAAGGAAGGCUUUUAAGCGGUGGAGUUGGGUCCAACAUCAAAAUAUAUAUACAUACACACUCUGCUUGGAACGUUCAAGUAAUUCACUUAGGGUAUUUCCCUCUGAAAGAGGGGUGCUUGAAGAGGAGAAAUGAGGUGGGUUGUCUACUCUCCUCUCACUGCUGGACAGGAGAUGGAGAGGUUCAGGGCUAGGUCUGUUGGCAGUUCCUAAGAGAUGACUUUACAAAAGAAGGGCUCUGAGAACACAUUGCCAGGGGAUUCAGAAGGUUACUACUGAGUACGUCAUUGGGUGUCCUGAUUUAGAAGCUGGUUAUACAAACAAAUUAAAUGUUAUGUUCAUUCAUUCAUUCAUUCCAGUUUCUCCUUGGAAUGAGUACAAACUAGAAGGCUUCUCCCUGCAGUGCUGAACCAUUUCUCCCAGUCCUUCUCAGUUAACUUUUAGCGUAAAGUGUAGGACUGCCUGGGGGGCGAGGUAGGAAUCUCUUAAUUACUGUGGGUUUUGAUUCCUGGCUCUACCCUAUAUGUGCAUCCCUCCCUCCCUGGUUCUAUCUCCUCCCUGAUGUUUUCUUCUCUCUCUGGACAGGAAGCCUCCUCUGUGUGUACUCGGAGGUAGUGAUGGUUCUUGCUCACCAGGCAGCUCCCUCUCCUGCAGACAGAACGCUCAGGGUCACUGAACCACUGUUUCUCUUUAUAAAGCUCGCCGCCACUUUCACUUGGCCUCCAGAGGACCUCCACCUACACCCCUGAGCUCCCCUGCCACACUGAUGACUCAAGAAGAGGCUGGCAAACCUUACUAGAAACAUCCCUGGCUGAGGUACUCUCAUGAGGCACAACCAGGCCAGAGGCUUGGAUUGUGCCAGUGAGGCAGCCAUGGAGCAAGAAAGGGGUUUGUUUUUAGCCUCCUCUGUCUCACUCAGUACGCCUGCUCAGCCCAAGUCCGUGCUCUCAGCGGACAGUGCAAUGCUUGUAGAAGUAGGAGGGAGCCUAGUCUUCACUGGGAAGCACAAGAAGCAAAGGAAAGUUCCAAAGUGCCUCAUGCAAAAGGAGGCCCUGUUCCCUGGAGUCGGGCUGUAUUGCAAAGCCCGAGACCUGGGAUCUGAAAUGCCAUGAACUUUGCUGAACAGCAUCUCUGUUUGGCAAGCCAACCAGCAUUCCCCACCACACAGCCUAGGGCCACAGCCAGGGUAAUGUAGAAGAGGUCUGAAGAAAGCAUCAGUGUUUUGAGAACCUUGGACUACCCCUGUCCCUGUACCUCAGUCAUCAAUGCAAAAGCCUGGCUUUACUCUCUGAAAGAUUGGAAAUGUACAAUACCAAAUGCUCUCUGUGCUGUUGAGCCCCAGUAGUGGAAGGGAAGAGGGCCUUUCUUCCUGUAUGUAUUGAAUAGACAGAGGCUACAAGGGUUCACUGGACUAAAGGCAUCCACACCUUUAGAGCUGUUCUCUCAGUAGAAAAGACUCUAAUGGAACAUCACUGUAGUUCAGAUCUGCUGGCUUGUGGACUUAGCCCUUGGAAAUAAAUGCCUGUUGGGUAGUUUCAAUUCGACAGGUUAUCAGAUGCCUGCUUUAUAAUUUUGGACCAAAACCAAGUCUGUCUUUCUAUUCUAAUCCUGUCCCAGGGAUCUGGUCCGUACCAUGACCCUACACAAGGCUGGACAGGGUCCUCAGGCUGAGGGCCCCUCCGUAUAGGAGAAUGUGGAGGUAGAGGGGUGUCUGCUAAGUAAGGAAAACUUGUCUUCAAGAUUUUAAAGCUGAGUUCAGUUGACACAUUAAUGAUCCAGAAACUCAAGUCUGAAUUUCUAACAGUCCUUGCUUUGUGGGUGUGUCGACAACUUAUUUGGGUGCCUUACAUCUUUUCUAAUCAGUGUUGCAUAUGAGCCUGCUCUCACUCCCUCCUCCCUCCCUCCAUGGAGUUCCUUUGCACCUGAGACCCUGCAGAAGUGGCUGGUAGAAGAGGGGGCCUGGCUGGAGAAUUAUCAGUGUAGCUGUUCACAGGAUUCCCUUCUGGGCUUCAUUUUGGAAACUUUUCUUAGGGCUGUUUUUAUUAAGUGCCCACAUUUGAUGGAGGGUGGAAGUAAUCUGAAUGUAUUUGAUUUAUGAUAUUUUUUAGAUUAAAAGAUGGUUGUAGCAUUUAAAAUGGAAACUUUUUCUCCUUGGUUUGCUAGUAACCUGAGUGUAUUCUCUGUAAGUAUAGCUCAAAUGGGUCAGCGUGAAAGGUCAAAGAAAGCAAGGUGUCCACGUGACGCGGGUAGUUAAGGCCAGCGCCUCUCCUACCACUGUGCCACUGACUUGCUGUGUGACCCUGGGCAAGUCACUUAACUAUAAUGUGCCUCAGUUUUCCUUCUGUUAAAAUGGGAUAAUAAUACUGACCUACCUCACAGGGCAGUUUUGAGGCGUGACUAAUGCUUUUUAUAAAGCAUUUUGGGAUCCUUCAGCAGAGGAAUUCUUUUAAGUCCUGAGUAUUUUUAUAGUAGCAGUAUCCACCGUGAACUUGUGUCCACCAUGAACCGUGCGUCCCGGAUGCUAUCAUUAAUCGAUAUGAUUUUCUCUGAGAGAUUGGAUAAAUCCAUUGGAUAAGUGGUGGAUAACUAGCCAGACAAAAUUUGAGAAUGCAUAAACUUAUUGCCAUGGAAACGAUACACAGGAUACCUUUUCCUAGAUUGGGUGGGAUUUUUUCCCCUUUUAUGUGGGAUAGUAGUUAUUUGUGACCUAAGGAUAAUUUUGGAAUAAUUUCUAUUAAUAUCAACUCUGAAGCUUAGUUGUACUGAUCUGAAAUUGUGUUUGUUCAUAAUAAAAGUGAAGUGAAUCUGA